CAUUCGACCAUCAACCACCAACCCCACUACUAUGCCCUUAUCAAAAACCCCCGAUGGUAGCGCUCGAGGCAUUAUCUAUAUCGGUUUCUCUCUCUCUCUCGCUCUCUGUGUCUCUUGCUGUGUGUGUGUGUCAUAUCUACAUAACGGCUCUAUUAUUGUUAAUAUUGAUAUCUUACCCAUUAGCACAACAUUAUAUGUACAAUCUAUUAUAUUGUGUGAAAUCAGAUUUAGUACAAUUUAUUGGGCCCCUUGGCUCUGGCUCUGGUUUGGGGCCUUCUGCUGCUGGUUUCCACUGUUCAUCAAUUAGUUCAUCGCCUGCGGCCAACGCAGUCGCUUCGAUCGUUCGGUGCUCCAUAGGGAUACGUAUCCCCGGCCCACACUUAACACUAAACAACUUCAUCAUGGACAUUGGCACCAAGUCCAGCAAAUCUUCCUUCUCCAUUGACAACAUAUUGGAUCGCAGGACGCGAACGAGUCACAGUCCCACAGCCACAGAAGCCACAACAAAUCGCACGCAAUCGCGUCGCAGCUCGCCCCAUAGUCCUGUGGCGGCAACAUCUGUGCUUAGCAUGCCCAAGGCCACCAUGGCCACGGCCACGGCCACGGCCUCGCCACCAAACACCGCAACGGGCGUGUCCAUCUAUGAUCUAUCCCGCGAGGCAGUCGCCGCUCAAUACGCCCUCAAGAAUCUGGAGUCCAGCCAGGUGCUGUCGCCCACGACGCUGCGCUUCAAUCCCAUCUAUCCGGAUCCCGCCUCGUUGUUCUACCAGCAGAUGCUGCAUCUACAGAAGAAUCCCUCGCUCUUUAUGCCCCACUUUCAGGCAGCAGCCGUUGCCGCAGCAGCCGCCGCCCAACCCACCGGCUAUUGUGAUCAAUAUAGUCCCUUUGCCAUGGAUUGUGAAGGCUUUCCCAAUCCGGCCUCCGCUGCAGCCGCUCUCUACUGCAAUGCCUAUCCGGCGGCCAGCUUCUACAUGUCCAACUUUGGGGUGAAGCGCAAGGGCGGCCAGAUCCGAUUCACGUCGCAGCAAACGAAAAAUCUCGAGGGCCGUUUCGCCAGCUCCAAGUAUCUGUCGCCCGAGGAGCGCCGCCAUCUGGCGCUGCAGCUGAAGCUGACGGAUCGCCAGGUGAAGACCUGGUUCCAGAAUCGUCGCGCCAAAUGGCGACGGGCCAAUCUCACGAAGCGCAGUGGAUCGGGUGCAGGAUCGGUGGCAGGUGCCACCUCAACGGCGCCCAGCUCCAACAGCAGCAGCAGCAGCUCUGCCUACGGCACAGCCCUCCUCCCACUGAGCAGCCGUCGGAGUGGCAGCGGGCAGCAGAGCGACGAGGAGGAUCGCAUGUAUCUGUCGGACGAUGACGAGGACGACGAUAAUGACGAGGAGGAGCCGGCGGAAGCGUUAGCCGAGCCUCUGGUCAAGUGAAGCUCGUGGAUUG
This is a messenger RNA of Drosophila obscura, 1431 nucleotides long. RefSeq names its product hematopoietically-expressed homeobox protein HHEX (gene HHEX). The coding region runs from base 54 to 1418 and encodes 454 amino acids. The transcript has 2 exons. NCBI's taxonomy places the organism in Eukaryota, Metazoa, Arthropoda, Insecta, Diptera, Drosophilidae. Gene Ontology annotation, biological process: cell differentiation; regulation of transcription by RNA polymerase II. The record is from RefSeq and is a predicted model, not a curated record. Gene Ontology annotation, molecular function: RNA polymerase II cis-regulatory region sequence-specific DNA binding; DNA-binding transcription factor activity, RNA polymerase II-specific.